Closterium sp. Yama58-4 is the source of this 945-nucleotide messenger RNA. The record is from the annotation of a GenBank genome assembly. Lineage: Eukaryota; Viridiplantae; Streptophyta; Zygnematophyceae; Desmidiales; Closteriaceae.
AUGGCUGUAGAUCGACGUUGCAUCGGGGAGCACCUGGCCCGGCAUUUCAACAGCUGCGUGUCUCUGGGUUUCCCUGAAAGUAAUUCAACGACGUUCAUGUCAGACGUAGGUGCUACUCUGACGUUCAUGUGUUCAAUGCGCGCUUCAAUAAUGGCAGAGGCCGUCGCCCUUCGCCAGAAUUUCACAGCCUCCAAUUCUCCGCACGCUGCUGCCAGCUCCCUCUCCCUCACUUCCACCCGUCCGCUCAACUCCCUAUACUCUGCCGCUCUCAUCCGCUCAGCCUCCUCCAACAGCCCUCUGAUCUCUCUCAUAUCAGCUGCUCUACUCCUCUCCGCGUCUUCCACUUCAUGCCUUGUCUCUUCCAAGUGCAUACUCAGAAUCCUGGCCCGAUCUUUGUGUUCAGCCAAGUCCCCCUUAACCGCUGCCAACUCCCCCUUUACCGCUGCCAACUCCCCCUUUACCGCUGCCAACUCCCCCUUUACCGCUGCCAAUUCCCCGUUCACUCCUGUCAACUCCCCCUUCACUUCUGUCAACUCCCCUUUCACUUCUGUCAACUCCCCUUUCACUUCUGUCAACUCCCCCUUCACUUCUGUCAACUCCCCCUUCACUUCUGUCAACUCCCCCUUCACUUCUGUCAACUCCCCCUUCACUUCUGUCAACUCCCCCUUCACUUCUGUCAACUCCCCCUUCACUUCUGUCAACUCCCCCUUCACUUCUGUCAACUCCCCCUUCACUUCUGUCAACUCCCCCUUCACUUCUGUCAACUCCCCCUUCACUUCUGUCAACUCCCCCUUCACUUUUGUCAACUCCCCCUUCACUUCUGUCAACCCCCCCUUCACUUCUGUUAACUCCUCCUUCACCACUGCAAACUCCCCCUCCCUCUGCUCCAGUUGCCUCCUCGUAUCACCCAGCUGUGCACCAAGCGCCUGCAAUUGGCAGCGGUAA